This is a messenger RNA of Mya arenaria, 3149 nucleotides long. RefSeq lists its product as uncharacterized. NCBI's taxonomy places the organism in Eukaryota, Metazoa, Mollusca, Bivalvia, Myida, Myidae. The record is from RefSeq and is a predicted model, not a curated record. The transcript has 12 exons. Bases 120 to 1274 code for a protein of 384 amino acids.
AAUAGUUUACAGCGCAUUGAUGUGGAUUUGUUUGCAUUUCUUGAAAGAAUGGCAAACCAAACCAGAACUGUUUGUGAAGUAGCCCAAGCUCCUGCAGCAUUUUCUGUCAAUAUAAGGCCAUGGGUUCCAGAUCUCUAUUGAUUGGAUGGAAAGUGUUUCGCUAUACAAAAGGUGCCCGAAAGUAUUUCUCUACCUCAUCAGUUUCAUUCAAAAAGAAUGUUGGCACCCAAGCUGGCAUCAUACAUCACAGUUCAGUCAGAAGAGAAUUAUUUUGGCACUUCACGAGACACUUUCAAAGAGAAGAGAAUGCUGCCAAACUAUUAGUAGUACAAUGUCCAGAAAUGGCAUGGUUCCUGGUUCCAUUGAUGAAGAGUCAUGAAUUCCAGCAUAGAAUGGCCGCUGUGGCUGAUAUAAGUAGUGUGGAGGAAGCAUUUAAAUUUUUGAGAAGAAAUAAAUGUCAAAUUAAUGUACACAAGUCCUGCAAAUAUGCGUUCGGGGUUAAGAAUAUAAUGCAGCAGUCAGAAGUGGAAUGCAAUAUAAUGAAAGAGCAUACCAACUUUAAAGGUAUAACUAUCCUAACAACACUGUACAGUUACCAAGAGUGGAUGUGGUAUUGCAACCACUGUAUCACUCAGAGGUCUGGUUUCUACUCACACCCUGUUGAUUGGUUUUGUCUCAUGCCAAAACAUGUUUUUAAAGAAAUUUCCACACUAAACUACUUAAACCGGACAAGGGCUAUUUUUAACGGCUUUCACAUUUUGACAAAGAUAAAGUGGAGCUCAAGAGUGGAAACAAGUAUAAACAUGCAUCUCAAGAGAUUGAACAAAAGUAUCACUGAACAGAUUGUUCUACUUCAUGUCACGCCUGACUACAAUCUUCUUGACCAGCUUACCGUUGACAGAGUUGCAGCCAGAAACUUUAUGUUUCAGACAGCCAUUGCAAGAAAGGAACAUCCAAAAGACUUUUUUGAAGGGUUUGGAGUUGGUGACUGGGAGGAUCAUGUUCAACCACACCUCAGUGAAUACAGCGUCAGGAUCAAAGAUGUCCACCCUCACACGAUCCUAAAAAUAUUUGUGGAGUUAUCCAAACUUCCAGAAUAUAAAGGCUCAUUAUUAGAGGCUGCCGUCCAGCACGACUUUGAUACAUACACAUCAAAUGAACACAUCAAUUAUGAUGCAGACCUUGACCUUGUCAACAGAAGUGAUGAUCUCUAUUCUGAUGGUGAUGAUUUUGAAGAAUGCAAGCAAGACAUCAAGUCUGACGAAUUUGGAUGAAGUUUUGUUGUAUAUUUUUAUGUAUAAACUAUGAGCAAUUUAAGUCCAUUGGGCUGUUAUAAACACCAUUCUCAUUUACUGAAAACCUUCUGAUUCAUUACCAGGAAUGACAAUGUGCUUGUAUUGGCAGAGGUUAUUGAAAGCUGUGUGUGCAUCAGGUCCAUUUGUAAUACCAAUCAUAUCAGCUCAACGAUAUGGCCAUUACACAGAACGGAGUUUUAGAUUUAGGCUUACACUCCUAGAAUUAAGGUUGGCCAGCCAUGGGACUGUUAGUCCAUGCCAUGGAAGACAGUAACGAUACAUUCUAUUUUGGAUUAUAUUGGUAUUCUUGUCAAAUUUUCAGAUAAGAGAUACAAGUCAUUCAUGGUGUUCUUGUUCUUUAUUUAAAUAAUUUGAAAUAAAACGGCUCUACUCAACUAACAAUAAUUGUUUUAUUAGCUUGACUAUUCGAAGAAUAAGGAGAGCUAUACUACUCACCCAAGCGUCGGCGCCAGCAUCUGCAUCGGCAUCGGCAUCACCCCUUGGUUAAGGUUUUGCGUGCAAGCACACAAAGGUUAAUAUCUCAGCAACUACUUGAGGUAUUGCAUUGAGACUUUAUACAAUGGAACUCAACCAUCCAACCUACUUAAUUAACCAAGUUAGAUAACUCUAGUUUGCAUUUAAUGCAAAAAAAUAGGCCUUUAUUAUGCGACUUAGAAAUUCUGGUUAAGGUCUUGCAUGUAAGCACACAUAGGAUAAUAUCUCGGCAACUACUUGAUGUAUUGCAUUGAGACUUUAUACAAUGGUAUUCAACUACCCAACCUAAUUGAAUAACCAAGUUAGAUAACUGUAUUUUGCAAAUAAUGGCCCUUUAUUAUUACACUUAAAAAUUCUGGUUAAAAUUUUGCAUGUAACCACAUUUAUGUUAAUAUCUCAGCAUAUCAUGUAUUGCAUUGAUAUCUAAUCUAAACAGUGAUCCAUGCAUGUUUCGCCAAAACUUUUCAAUCCUUACACUGAAAAGCGGCGGAAUAGUCGAGCCCGCUGUCUCUGUAACAGCUCUUGUUUAGAUAUAUAGUGUUCAGGCUCAUGGGAUCCCCAGACAGAUGUAAUGAUUAAGAAAAGCUCUGACAACCAACUAUCCAUGAGCCGAUUACAAAACUGGGAAAUUUCCAUAAUGACACAACAACUGCUAUAUUCCCAUUCAGUUAUUUUUUGGUUUUCUUAAAUAAUUUGUUUCAAAGCUCAUAUAUUUGAUUCUUUAUUUGUGAAUUGUCAUGUAAGUAAGUCAUAUUUUGAAAAAAAUAUGUCUUCAUAUCAAAGGCGCCAAUUCAUUAUGACAGGCUGGUGUGAGAGGUAAUGUUAAGCAUUAUAAUGCCCUGCUGUGCAUCCUUUAUUGUUUAUUGCACUUGUGUCAAAAAAGGGUCCAAUUUAGUUAAUUUCUAUAAUAAAACCCUACGAAUUGCACAGCAGGACACACAGAUCUAAGACCUGAUAGACAGCAGAAGGUUAUAAAGAUUAAGAUCAAUAUACACAGUUUUGGGGGCGGUGGUCACUUAAUACGAGGCUUAAACUAGGCCUUCAAGGACAUUAUAAACGGAUUAGAAGACUGUAUCAUUGUAUUUAUACACAAGCACAGCUACUGUUCUGAAUAAGUCAUGGCAAUACGUCCCUCAAAUUUGUGUACAUAAAGAAAGAUUGAUUGGGUGAGUCACAUUUAAUCAAUGUUCAUUACAAGCAAUAAAUACAGCUAUAUAACCGGUACAAUGCACAUCAUGUCACAAGAGUUUUCAACGAUUCUGAAUGGGAAUAACUUUUGCCAUUUUAUGAUAACUUUGCAUGUAACCGACUGCACAAAUUGCUAUGUGCACCUGUCGGGGUUCAAACCCACGAUCUUUC